CAAAAAUUGAUUUUUUUUUUAAUAACCUCAUCUUUUAAGGGGGGUUUUUGGUAAAUAAGUGAAUAAUCCAAAAAAUGAGCACAAAACCGAAAUUGGCAGAAAAAAACGGCACAAUAAAAGCCAAAGAGCUUUCGGUUUGGACCAGGGCUAUCACGGCAAACUCUGAAUGGCCGGACAAAGAUGAGUUUCUAGACGUUAUUUAUUGGUCCAGACAAGUUCUGGGCAUUAUUUUGGGAAUUAUAUGGGGUAUAUUUCCACUUAAAGGAUUCUUAGGAUUAGCCUUGUUUUUCAUCAUUAACGCUGGCAUACUGUAUUUCUACUUCAGUAAUUUCCAAUGCGUAGAUGAAGAAGAAUACGGAGGCCCCUGGGAGUUAACGAAAGAAGGUUUCAUGACAUCUUUUGCCGGUUUUCUAGUCACUUGGAUAAUCAUCUACACUGGUCUACAUUACGAGCCGGACGAUACUUUAUGAUACUCAUUUUGUAAUGUAGAUAAAAGCCAAGAACCAAUUUUUUGUUAAUUUAGUAUCCAGCAUUCCUCGAUUGUAGAUUUUUAUAUUUGUUUGUUAUUGCCAGAGAUUAGAGGGAAGAAUAAAAGACUCAAUUUAAGUAAGGAAUAAGUUUUUUCUUGUUAAAAUAUACAUACAAUACAAAAAAAAAAAAAAUAUUUUCAGUCGACUAUAAAGAUGGAAGCAUUUUUCAUACAGACAUAAAAUAAUAAAAAUAUAAUAAUAUAUUAAAAACAUUGCAAUUUUCUUUUUAAAAUAACAUCACAAUAAUACUGGACUUCUACUUACUGGCUGGCCAUGAAAAGAGUAAAUACGAAAUUAAAAGCACAAAAGCUACAUAAAAAUAAAAUGUAUUUACAAUAAAGGUUUUGGAAAAUACGAGAGACGAAAUUUUUAUCACAAAUACAACCUAAACGCUAUCUAAUAGUUAAUUGUUUUCAAUAAUUUUCAGAUGCCACGGGUAACAUUUUCAACUGGUCAAUUCUACUAGUAAAAUCUUAAUGCUGGUAAAUCAUUGAUUGAUUUGUCCCAGUUUUUCAAAAGUUAACUGGCGCAAAUAUUUUUAAUAAAAAUAUUUUUUUUUUUUGAAGUUACCAAGAAUAAAUUUCAAGAGAGCAGCUUUUCUCAUAUAGUUAUGAUAGGCCAACUAUUACAGGAAGAUACUUAUAUAAAGAUCACUAGAACUAUUGUAAAUGCCUGGUCUAGAUGGUAAUAAAAUCUAUUCAAUUUACAUUUAACAUUUGCCUAUUUUUUUAAUUAUAAAUGUCAAAAGUGCAUACAGGGUGUUAGUAAAAUAUUCUAUUGCAAAUUGCAAAUGGAAACUUCAAGUAAUUUCCAACCGAAAAAUACUCACCCUGUAUAAAACUUGUACAUACGCACAAUCAAAUAAGUUUUUAUUACAAAAAAAAAAAAUUGCUGGCAGUUGAUUAGAUUAAAUGGCAUUCUGGCCUGUCUCAAUGUUGGACCAAGAAAAUAAUUUUUUCCUUAAAAUAUUCAACUACUUUUCCUUCUUAAACAGCUACAAGAACAUUGUUUAGGCCCUAGAUAUUUCAACUUGAAUUCUUAUUAUUGCACUCGAAUAGGACAUUAACAAACCGAGCCUUGAAAGUAGACAAAAGCUAUUUGCAUGUCUUCAAUGGUUUGGGGGUUGGGAAUUAUACUGUAUAAAUAAUGCCCAAAAUGGAAAUAGAAUUAAAAAAAAAAAGAUAAAUAUUUUCCGCUCUAUUUCUCAUGUUUUUUGUCUCAAUUUAUGUCUAUUCUAGGUUCUUGGAAUAGUUAAUGUUAUAAGUAUCCUUAUUAUAUUUGUUUCAAAAGGUAUCAAAGGUAUAUUCUUCUUCUUCUUAUGAGUUUAUUGUAGCGUUAGUGCAAAGUACCCUUACGCUGUAACAGAUGAGUCUAAUUGCUACUUAUGUUGUGUUUAAAGUUAACUUGUUGUUCAGGGAGUGGGGAUAGGAUAGAAGAGGAUGGGGAAGGAGGGAAGGGAAUUUCAUUCUUUAGAAAAGAAGCGGAGCAUUUAGAUUUCUGAGAGUAGUUCUGUUAGGGUUAAUAGUAAAGUUAUCGUCGGAUAAGUUUUUAAUGAUAUCAUUAGUAUGGUUAGUAACUGUUUCAAGAAACCGAGUAUGUUUCCCAACAAGGUAUUCCUGGAUUCGGUAUGUAGGUCCGCAUUGCGAACAUACCACGGAGCGCCGACCAUCCUACGGAUUACCUUGUUUUGAAACACCUGCAUUUUCUUUUUAUUUUGCCGUGAUGACUGUGAGACAACUGGUCCACCAUACAGUAAUGAAGGUCUAAUCACUUGCUUGUAUAGUAGUAACAGUUUGUUUUUGAGAGUCAGUUUACUGUUCUUGUUAAGUAGUGGGUGAAGCAAUCCGGCUAAUCUGUUACAUUUAUUUAAUUUAUGAAUAAUGUGGGAAGUCCAAGAAAGUUUGUUAUUCUGUAUUAGCCCUAAGUAUUUAAUUUGAUUAGUCAAUGUUAUUUCUGAAUCGUCCAGUAUCAGGUUGUCAAUAUGUCUGUUCCAUUUGCUUGGGUCUUAUCGAUGUUUAUUUUAAUUUUUCAUAACUUUGUCUAGUCAAUUAUGGAGUCGAGAUGAUUUUGUAGUCGUCUAUGUAUAUGAUGUGAGUACUUUUGUGAAGUGUAAAUACAAGUGUCAUCUGCGAGAAGAUGGACAAUUUAGUAUGAGGAUUAUUGAGGAUGUCAGCCGUGUAAAUAUUAUAGAACAGUGGAGCCAAGACAGAACCUUGAGGAACUCCUACUUCUAUAGGUCUGACAUAGAUUUCUCUAUAGCGCCUGUCUACGUCCUCUUCAUGAUUAAUAUUGUCAUCAGGCUCUUCGUUAAGUGGAAAUUUUGAUUGAAGUGCGUCAGCAAAAGCUCCUGCUUUUUCUUGAUUAGUAAACACCAAACCAGCUCUACCAUGAAUGAUGGAAAUUUGCCUAUUUUUCUUAUUUAGAAGAGAACGAAUCAUUUUCCAUAUGGAGUUAUCCUCAGGGGACAAGUCAGCUAGUAGAUUACCCUAUUUUUCGUUUCUAUGUUCCUCAAUUAAAGUUUUAAUUAGGUUUGUAAGCCUGUUACACUCACGUUUGAUGUUUGGGUAUCUAGUCCUUAUUGCCAGUCUUUUAAGUCGAUUUUUCAACUUAAUUUGCUGGCGUAUGUCAUGUGGUAGUAAGUUAGGGUUAUUUUGUUUGGUAGUUAUAGUACUUUUAUGGCGUUUCCGAUUGGUAAAUUCAGUGCGCACUGAGUGUAUUUGUAUCCUUUAAAUCAACCUGUAGAAGAAAAAGACAGAAAUAGAAAAAAUUGCACUAGUUCCGCACUAAAUCUACCAAUCGGAAACGCCAUUAGUGUUCUUUAAACAGUCAUUUAUUUCUCGAGUAAAUGUGUUAAUAGCAUUGUUAAUGUCCAGAGUCGUGUUUAAUACGUCUGGUGGGAUAUGAUUGGCUCAAGAUGAGAUGCAAAUUGCGGAUAAUUGUUAAAGGAAAAAGUGUGGUGAGUGUUGACAUUUUGAAUCUGAUUACCAACUUUGAGACUAAUUUGAUUGUGGUCAGAGUUGAGAUCGUUAAUAUUGCCAAUACAAAUGUUAUGGGGGACAUGGGACAUUUUUGGUUAGAGCAAGGUCUUGAAUAUCAGGGGUAAUAUAAUGAAAGUGAGUUGAUUUUAAUGGAGCAUGAACUGAAAUAAGGUUGUCCUGGGUGAAUUGAAGCAAAAAAAUGCCCGCUGUGUUAUUAGCUCGGCACCCUCAGGCUCUAUUUUUGCAACUGAAAUCCCCUGUAACUACAGUUGGAGUAUCAGAACCGAAGAAAAGGUUCAUCAGAUGAUAUCAUUAUGGGUUAAGGAUUUAGAAGGAGGCUUAUAAACACUGAAUAAAUUAAGAGGGCCGCCUGCAACGUGCAACUCAGAAUGCGGCUUGGAUUGAAGGAAAUUAUCCGUCGAACAUUUUCAUACCAAAAAUUACCAUGUUGCUUAUGUGAUACGCCAACAUGGUAACUUUUUAUAUAAAAAUAUCUGAUUCGUUAACUCUGCAUUGGAGGAUAAGAGGAUCGGAAAGUUUCCUUCAAUCCAAGCCGCAAUCGACCUUGACACUCUAACAAGCCAUCUUGAUUUUUACAAAUUCUGGCUUGAAGCGUGAGAAUUUUCAUUGAGAUUUGCUUCCUUUGGGUAGGUUUUUGAAUUUUAUAGCCAUCCCGUUACUCACUACUCUCGCUACUGAUAAUUUUUUCUCUGGGAUACUGAUCUGGUGCAAUUUAACUGAUACUACUACUACUGAUACUCUGACAGUCAUACCCGGGACAUUGCCUGAUAUAGGUUUUUUACGUUAUAUUUAGGAUAACAAGGAUAGACAAUGUUUUCAAUGCCUAUUUUUUUUUUAUAAUUUGCCAUCAUGAUAAUCAUACAACAUCGCGCGUCGUUGCCAACCCAAAACAUCUGAAAUUCCCCUACUUUUAAUGCAUUAACAAGUUCUAGUUUUGUUAAGUUGACAGCAGAAAUUUACCAAAUGCAACAUCAUCCUAAAUAUAGCGUAAAAAUACUAUAUUGACAUGUGAAUCCUCUGCUUGGAAUUGAUACUGUGAGACUGAUACUCAGCUGAUGCUGAGACAAACUACAUGAGAAAAGUGAUACCAGUGAUACUUUGACAAUUUGUCACUGACACUGACGUGAACCCUCUACCUGGGAUUCAUCUUGAUUUUUUCCUAAAUAAUCACAAAAGUGUAUUCUGAAUAGACCACAAACAUCAAUACUUAUUUAAUGUCUACUUCUAAUAUAGGUAACUAUCAACAUAUUAUACAGUUAACCAUAUAUCUGUUUUCCUCAGAAUUUGUCAAGUUAGGACUGAUUUCCACAUACAGUCAUGAGCACAAAAAGUGGGACACCCAACUGACAGGUCUAGUAUUUUUUCGCUAUUUUUGCCCAAUCAGUCUUUUCUCUGCAAUCGAUUUUUUGACUAACAUGACAAUCCCUGUCAUUCCCGUAGGUAUAGCUGGUGAGCCCGUUUUACAAUAGAAAAAAACGGGUGUCUCAUUUUUUGUGCUCACGACUGUACAUGUCGUAAAAAUCUUCUAUUCCGUAUGUACAGUCAUGAGCACAAAAAGUGAGACACCCGACUGACAGGUCUUGUCAUUGUCGCUAUUUUGCGUAAAUCAGCCUUUUCUCUACAAUCGAUUUUUUGUCAAAUAUGACAAUCCUUGCCAUUGUCAUAGGUAUAGCUGGUGAGCCCGUUUUACAAUAGGAAAACACGGGUGUCCCACUUUUUAUGUUCACGACUGUACAUAAUUUUUUCCACAAGCAGUUUUUAUCGUAUUCCACAAUAACUCCCUUAUUAUCCCAUUUUUUUGUUAUCAGAUUCUGUAAGAAUACAUACAUUUUGACAAGGAGGCCAGAAUUGAUAGGAAUUAAAAUUUUUGCUGAUUUUUUAUACGGUACAACCUAGAUUAUACAACUCACUGUACGUCAAAAUUCUAACCAAUAAAUCAAUUUAGUGCAGUGGCGUACGUAAUAUUUUUUAUGAUCGUGCUACUGCCAGAACCUAUAUAGGGCUAAAGCAGCUUGAAUUGUCUUACCUUAUGCUAUCAUUUCAUUUGGCUCUUGACUUUUCGUCAUUGUUAAACAUAUGGUAAACCAGUUUAACAAACAAUUAUUUUUUUCCUUUAUAACACUUUGUUAAAACUAUUAUGUUCACCACUGAUUUAUCAAUCUGACAAGAUUUUGACAUUACCUGUGUGUCAAAGAAGUAAAAUUUUGACACAUUACGGGGGACGUUUAUAAAGUGUGUGCCAAUUGCAAUGAUUCUCACUGUACAUUAUUCCCAUAUGACACGAAAGGCUUAAAAAGUGAUAAGCUUUUUGGGAUUAUCGCGCUUGGUGGCAAGAGAUGAAACAAAACUUUUUCUAUAAAUGUUGCCACCAAACGCGAUAAUCUCGAAAAGCUUAUCACUUGUUAAGCCUCUCGUGUCAUAUGGGAACAAUGUAUAGCGUAUUAAAGUUUAGUUCGUUGUAUAACCUUUUGGAUACCACUCGAUGUUUCAGGAUUACAUAAUACUUUCACCCGACACUCAACGCGUUACCAGCAGUGUUGCUGCGUGACGCGUUUCGUGACAGGUAAAAGUAUUAUCCGGAAUCCUUAAGCCUCAAAGCCGGAUCAUAGAAUCUGAAGAAAUCUACCGAACAACGGUUAAAUGUUUUCAGACUCGUUUGAAAUGGGCAGAUGGGCAGAAUAAAAUUCUGAAACGAACAUUUUUCUUUUAAGGCCCGUUUUAUUUAUCUUCAGAUAAAGUUGCUGGUAACUAUUUGCAAGAUAAAUUUAUUGUUCUAUAAUUCUAUUGGUCGGCGGAUAACUGGUUGACCAAUGGGAUUACAAAUUGCGUUUUCAUCUGUCAAUUUAUCAGAAGGUGAAUAAACCGGCAUUCAAAGAAAUGACAAAGAAGGCCGACAUGGGAAAAGCAGCCAGUAUGAAGCAAAAAAAAUACAUUACAGAUCAUUUAUCAUCUGCGUGUUAUUGUACUGAGUAACUAUUGGCCAUUCCGAAGGUCUAUAGAUAUAAUUAUAAAAUGUUUUCUUCCUUUACUGAAUCAGAAUAAAUCCAAUGAAACAUGGGAGGUUCUCAAUCAUGUAGGUCUCAUUUGGUAAGGAUGCUCUGGAUUUUUUGACAGGACUGACAUGCUUCCAUGCAGUUCUGAAUAUCGCGCUCUUCACUGCAAGCUAAUAAACUGUCCCGGGAGGUUCUCCUUGAAGUUUUUACGAUUCCUUGAUGUGAUGCAUACUUACUCAAACUGACCCAAACUAACCCGUCCGCCUGGUGCCAUCUAGUCCUCGUAAGUUAGCAUUUUAUUGCAGACUUACUCAAUCUAACCCAAAUGCAAUUUUCCAAUAAUUAUUGAUUUUCGACAUGAAUUUGGAAUUACAGAAUUGUCAUAACUUAGCUCACGGUAUACAUUCCAGUAAGGAAUUAAAAUAUGUAAUUUUCAGGGUUUAAAGACUCAACAAGUAAGCAACCCUUUGUUGAUGUUCAUGGUUUAUGCCUAUUUGGAAGGUCUUUCCUUUGGUACCAUUCUUUUGGCACUCUCAGAACCAGCCAGAUCUACUAGAUUCAAUUUUGCUGUUGUAUUUUGAAUUUUGUUUUCAUAUUCCAAUGUAAAUAUGGCGUGUGAUCUUGAGCUGUUCGAGUUUUGUUUAGUUUGACCAGCAUGCCUGUUUUUGUUGCCUCUUUCCAGCAAAUUGCUGGCUUCUGUUACAUUUAUGACGCACAUUUCUUAAUUAAAUUGGGUGCAGUGAAACCUGAAAUUGGUAAAGGUAUUUUGUUGAUCGGAGACUUUUUCAUUGUAAAUUUCACAAAAAGUCACCCUAACUUGGAUUUCUUCAUUGUCGUUGUUUUCAGUGAAUAGUUAUUUGGGGGAUCUGGGAAUGAUUCCUUCUUUAUUAAUUUAUUUUAGUAUUUGUGAUUCAGAUCCCAUGGUAUACGUUUUUCCAGUACCAGUUUGGCCGUAAGCAAAAACAGUACCAUUGUACCUCAGUUUGAUGCGAUGCAAUGCUGAGGUUCUACUGCUUCCAAAUAUACUUUUUCUUGAUUUGAAUCCUCAGGAAAUACAUGGUGAACAUUGAAGAUUUGGUUUCGUUCUGUUACCACGAGCAUAGGAGGUUCUUUGCUGAUGAUUUGCAAAGAAGAAGACGCUGUAUUGCCCUGAGCUAAUACAGGCCUUAUUCAUAUGCAUACGUUAAUGUGCUCUUUUCUGAUAUCAAUUUUUCAUGAAAUGGCUCAAACAAAUCAUAAGAAUGCGAUUAAACUUUCUAUAUUAUGUUGAUAGUAGUUACCUAUAAGUAGACAUUUAUCAGUUUAAAAAUAAACGGCAUAAAGUAAACUUCUACGUUUAGAGAAUCAAAACUCAAGAGCCUGGAAUAAACAAUAAAUUAGACGAAAAAUGAGAAACAAAAUAGGCAGAGAGAAAAAAAAAACAAUAAAAAAUUACAAAAAAAAAAACAAUUUUUCCCCUUCCCAGCCCCACUUGUUCCACAAGUUCCUUAGUUAUAAUCCAAAUCCAGAUAACUUCAACUGGACAAUCCAAAAUCCUAUCUAAUCACGUGCGCGUCCUCCUUUGUCCUACAGUUAAAGUUACUGUCCCUACGAUCAGAGUUGGCACUUCUCGAUGCUUGAUCCACUGUCAUCGUUUUAUUGCUGGUUAUCGCCUGAAUAAAAUAAUAACCAACGAUGGAAAAGAUUUCAAAAGCGAAAUAAUUAACGAUUUAAGGAUUUUUUAUCACUAAGGACCAGUUUCAUAAACAGCGGUAACUACAAGACACUGGUAACCCACAAUAUAUUUGUUUCAUAAUGUGUGGCUGAGCCAAAAACAUUGGUCAAUCAUUAGAUUACUUAAGUCAAUCCUCAUUUUCCAAACUUGUGCAACUAGUAGUUUGAUUACCACCAAUUGUGAAAUUGGGCCUAAGAAAAAUGUAAUUUUAUUAGCUCAAAUCAAAUUAGACGUAGACAGUAGUUAUUUACAUUACAACUACAAUUAUUAAUUACAAUUGUGGAAUAUUUAUUCCCUAGAACUGUUUUAAUUGUCCUUAGUGCUAUAAAGAUUCCUCAAACUCGUCUCAAACCACCCAAUGAACAAUGAAAAAUAAAUAAAAAAUAAAAUGAAAAUUACCUUGUAACGCGACAAAAACUUGAAAUCGCUUCGGUCUGGGAAAUAACUGUGCAAAAUACCUUCCCGAAAAAAAAAAAAAAAAAAUGAAAAGCAACUCAAAACAACAUAAGCGCAAGUGCAACAUGAAUAAUGAAAUUGUGCACCCGUUAUUCCUGGAAAAUCCUCACCUGUCCUCUUCAAUUUGACUUCCUUGGCUAAUCGUCUAUCGAUCGAACUCGAUUCGGAGCUGUCCAGAGCCUCGGCCGAAUCCGGAGUGUUGCCGGUCGAGUUGUUCGCCGACGAGCCGUCGCUCAGAAGACUCAGAUCUUGGGAUUUGGCUUCUGAAUUUACCAUCGACCAGGGGCGAGGUUUUUGCGACACUGCAGGUGAAGGCUUGAGCUUCAGAUGAGAUAUUGAGUCUUCUGUAAAGAAUUUAUUAUCAUUGUCAUUUAGUAUCAUCUACUAACCUAUCAAUCUUUUACCCCAUAAUAUCUUGUGUAUUUAUUGUUCAAUGAAUUUGAAAAACUUACCUUUCAAGCUAUCCGGAGACACUCCUUUUGACAGAGUACUGCUGGGAGAAUGAUCAAAAGUUGAUUCAGUCGCCAAACUGCCUUCGCUACUUUGUUGACUCACUAAACUAUCACCUAUAAAAAUAUUAAAAAUUAA
Messenger RNA from Ceutorhynchus assimilis (cabbage seed weevil), 9280 nucleotides. NCBI's taxonomy places the organism in Eukaryota, Metazoa, Arthropoda, Insecta, Coleoptera, Curculionidae. The record is from the annotation of a GenBank genome assembly.